Molecule: messenger RNA, 1248 nt
Organism: Magnolia sinica
Lineage: Eukaryota; Viridiplantae; Streptophyta; Magnoliopsida; Magnoliales; Magnoliaceae
Exons: 4
Coding region: 238-819 (193 amino acids)
Biological process (GO): termination of RNA polymerase II transcription
Cellular component (GO): nucleus; mRNA cleavage and polyadenylation specificity factor complex
Molecular function (GO): RNA polymerase II CTD heptapeptide repeat phosphatase activity
Source: RefSeq, a predicted model, not a curated record
GUCCUUCUCCAGAGAGAAUCGAAGAAAUCUUCCAGUCUUUUCAAAACCCCAUACUAUAUCUGAAUUAGGGCUUUUUUUUUUUUGUUCUCUCCCUAAUCUUCCUAUCUUUUCAAAACCUACACUAUAUCUGAAUUAGGGUUUUUUUUCUCUCUCUCCCUUUUUUGGUUCUUGCAUUGAUAUAUAGAAGAUAGCAUUCUCAAAUCUCCACCGUUGGAUUUAGUAGAAGAAAGAAGAAGGAUGAAAUUGCGGCAUGCGAUGGUCUGUUCAUCCAACCAGAACCGAAGCAUGGAAGCACAUUCCCUCCUCAAACGCCACGGCUUCGAUGUCUCCUCCUACGGCACUGGGGCCCACGUCAAGCUCCCUGGCCCGUCUCUCCGAGAGCCCAACGUCUACGAUUUCGGCACUCCUUACAAACAGAUGUUGGACGAUCUCCGCCGCAAGGACCCCGAACUAUAUAGACGCAAUGGCAUUUUGCCAAUGCUUAAAAGGAAUUCAACUGUCAAAACUGCACCUCAGCGAUGGCAAGAUAAUGCUUCUGAUGGUGCCUUUGACGUGGUGUUUUCAUUUGAAGAAAAGGUUUUUGACAUGGUCAUUGAAGAUCUAAACAAUCGGGAGCAUGUGCUGAUGAAAAGUGUAUUAGCGAUCAAUUUGGAUGUAAAAGAUAACCAUGAAGAGGCAGCUGUGGGAGCAAGGCUUGCACUUGAUUUAUGCCAGGAGCUUGAAGCAGCCGAGUCUUGGGAGGAUGCAAUCGAUGACAUUGUCGCUGCAUUCGAGAGACAACACAGACGAAAGCUCUUAUACAACAUCUCCUUCUAUUGAAAAUCUCACCAUUAAGUUCAUUAGGCAUGAUUUCUCAUUUCAUCCAUAAUUUAUUCUCUGGUGUUGUCUGAUUUCUUGUUAUGUAACUUAAGAGAAGGCACUUGGCAUCAGUUGUUUCCUUAGAGCGUUGAAGUGAAGGCAUGCCUUGGUCAUGGCCAAUCAACAAGUCAGAUGUACAAAAGUAGUGAAAUUGCAGGGAUAUUUCAUUAUGAUGUUUGUUCUUGAAUCUGUGUAGAAAUAAACAGGUUGGACAUAUAGACGGGAUAACUGGCCACUUACAGUAAGCCGUGUGGAUUGGAUUCCGUGUCCGGGCGUUGGCAUUGCAAAAAUUGUGUUUUGCCAAUCAUUCUCAUCUGAGGCCCUAUCCUUUGUGAGUAAACAAGCCUUUGUGAUAUCAUUAUUCAGUGAUGUCAGCUCAAUGUUUCAGUU